AAGGAGAAGGCCACAGCAAUGCCCGACUCCCCUGCCGAGGUGAAGACGCAGCCCCGGUCCACGCCCCCCAGCAUGCCGCCCCCGCCGCCCACUGCGUCCCAGGGAGCCACACGACCCCCCUCCUUCACUCCACACACACAUCGAGAGGACGGGCCUGCGACGUCUCUGCCCCACGGCCGUUUUCAUGGCUGCUUAAAAUGGUCUAUGGUCUGUCUUUUGAUGAACGGCAGCAGCCACUCACCCACGGCCACCAGUGGUGCCCCGUCCACACCCAGCGGCCUCAGUAGCAGCCCGGCCUCCCCACCCACGGCUGCCCUGUGCACACAGCACCCGCCCCCUGCCUGCGGGGCGCGGCAGCUCAGCAAACUGAAGCGCUUUCUCACCGCCCUGCGGCAGUUUGGUGGCGACAUCUCCCCAGAGACCGGGGAGCGCGUGCGCACACUGGUGCUAGGGCUGGUGAACUCGACGCUGACCAUCGAAGAGUUCCAUUCCAAGCUCCAGGAGGCCACCAACUUCCCGCUGCGACCCUUCGUCAUCCCCUUCCUGAAGGCCAACCUCCCCUUGCUGCAGCGGGAACUCCUGCACUGUGCCCGCCUGGCCAAGCAGACCCCUGCCCAGUACCUGGCCCAGCACGAGCAGCUGCUGCUGGAUGCCAACGCCUCUUCCCCCGUCGACUCCUCAGAACUCCUGCUGGAAGUCAAUGAGAACGGCAAGAGGAGGACACCUGACAGGACCAAAGAGAACGGGUCAGACCGUGAUCCGCUGCACUCCGACCACCUCAGCAAACGGCCAUGCACCCUGAGCCCUGGCCAGCGCUACAGUCCCAGCAACGGGCUGCCCCGCCCCACGCCACCCCCUCCCCCGCACUACCGCCUUGAGGACAUGGCCAUGGCACACCACUUCCGUGACUCCUACCGCCACCCCGACCCCCGGGAGCUGCGGGAGCGCCAUCGGCAACUUGCAGUGCCCGGGUCACGGCAGGAAGAGGUGAUUGACCACAGGCUCACGGAGCGCGAGUGGGCCGAGGAGUGGAAGCAUCUCAACAACCUCCUGAACUGCAUCAUGGAUAUGGUGGAGAAGACGCGGCGGUCACUCACGGUGCUGCGCCGGUGCCAGGAGACCGACCGCGAGGAGCUCAACCACUGGAUACGGCGCUACAGUGACGCCGAGGACAUGAAGAAGGGCCCCACGCCUCCUGCAGCCCGGCCCCUCAGCAGCUCCACUGGCCCCGAGGGGUCUCAGCUAGACGUCCACCAGGACUUCAUGCCUAGGACCCUCUCUGGCUACAUGCCCGAGGACAUCUGGAGGAAGGCAGAAGAGGCAGUGAAUGAGGUGAAACGGCAGGCGAUGUCGGAGCUGCAGAAGGCCGUGUCCGAUGCAGAGCGCAAAGCCCACGAGCUCAUCACCACGGAGCGCGCCAAGAUGGAGCGGGCUCUGGCCGAGGCCAAGCGGCAGGCUUCGGAGGAUGCCCUGACCGUCAUCAACCAGCAGGAGGACUCCAGUGAGAGCUGCUGGAACUGCGGGCGCAAGGCCAGCGAGACCUGCAGUGGCUGCAACGCGGCACGCUACUGUGGGUCCUUCUGCCAGCACAAGGACUGGGAGAAGCACCACCACGUGUGUGGCCAGAGCCUGCAGGGCUCCACUGCCGUGGUGGCUGACCCGGUGCCCGGACAGCCCUGUGCUCCUGCCAGCCUGGGCCCUUCCCCACCCACAGGCGCCGCCAGCCCCAGUGAGGCCGGCUCUGCAGGGCCUUCUCGCCCUGGCUCCCCUGGCCCGCUGGAUGCCGUGCCCCGCUGACCCUUCCCAGACCCUGACACCCAGCCCAUGGACGCCGUGCCCCGCUGACCCCAGGGCUGCCGGAUGCUGCACCCAGCCCCGGGGGGCUAACCAACUGGAGUCACUGCUGCUGCUGCUCUGCAGAAGAAAACACAACCAACAGAAACUGCAUUCAAUGCAACUCCCCCAGCUACCUGAUGAUCCCAUGCGACGACCUCCUGACACCUCUCUGCGCAAGCAUCCUCAGAAACCUCUGACCGAGCUUUAGACAGUGGAGCGCUGCCGGCCAGAGCGUGACUGGCCGCCCACUGUGUCUCCCUCUCUGUUUCUUUCUUGUUUUUCUGUCUUUGACUUUCACACGCUUUCUCUUUAAUGAAAAAAGUCUAACUAGUGGCUUAUAUUUUCAGCUAAGAAUUUUUUGAGAUUUUGUUUUGUUGACAAAAGAACUACUCAGAAAUGGACAAAGAGCACUGUGGGGGUUCUCCCCUUUACCAAUCACAAGGGAAAAGGAAACAGUUGUUUUACAGCCAGAGAUUGGUGCCCUGCUGUGUCCACAAACCACCCCAGGGGUGUUUGGCAGACGCAGCAAAGACGGUAAGAAAGAUUUCAAUUUCUGACUCAAGAAGUAUCUUUGGUUUCAGAUAUUUUUUUUUCCUUUAAUGUCAAACUCUUUGGCUUUAAGUAAAAAUCCAAAAAGUUUUUUUAAGAAAAGCAAACAAAGCGGACCUGCAAACUACCUUGCUAGCUAGCCAGCCAAGGAUACCGGACACACCUCUGCUCCAAAGGAAACCCAAAAAGCAAACACAAGAAGUCAAAAUCCAAAUUUUCUUUGUCACUGCCAAAGUGUUCACCGUUUUACUCCACUGUUGGGUUGGUCUGUAUGCUGGUCUUUUUUAAAAUUUCUGUUCAGAUUUUGUUGGUGGGGUGUGGGAUAUUGGGGUUUGGAGGGUUUUUUGCCCAACAGGAAGUGAACUUUUGUUGCUUUUCAAGGAGUUGGCAGACCCCCACUGGGUCAAGGCGGGUGAGCAGGGAGGCCAAUGCCAUGUGCCUGUGCGUGUCCCCAGCAAGCCGGUGCCACGGCACCAUCUGCGUCUGUCCUCCCGCCCUCUGUGACUUUCCAUAUUUCUUCUUCCACUUGUGAAAAAGAAGUGCUAAAGUGUUCUUCCCAGAGAGAGCAUAAUUCGGAAACACAGCUGUGACAAUCUUUCGGGCUGGUCUCAACUGCUGUCCGAGCACAGGGGCCAGUGGCCGCUUGUGCCCCCUCCUCUCGGCUUUGCUCUCUACCUCUCUUCUCUCCGCUCCCACUGCCCUCCGCCAUUCCCAACCCAGUGUCUUGCUGCGGCUACUCUCCUUUUUUCCAAACCUUUGCAGAAACAAAACAAAACAAACAAACAAAAAAACCCUACAUGCAGAAGCCGCUGGCCCCACCCUGGCCGCAGAAGAUGCUGGAGCCACUGUGCACACACAACGCGUGUCUCUGUCCCCUGGCGCCCUAGGCGCACCACCUGCCCACCCUCCCCUCCGCCCCACUCAUCACCCUCUACCACAUCAAGGAAGAAAUAAGGAGCAAGGAAACUCACACUUGUGCUUAAUGGAAGAGCCGACAGCAGCCGGGGUCCGGGACCCGCGUCUCUGUGCUUUGCUGUGAAAAGUCCCCAGGACACGAGUGCAAUACGGAGUGUCCGUCUACUGAACCCGGGCUCCGGGAGGCCCACGGGGCACCAAGUCCAUAGUGUACGUCAAUGUGAAUGUAUAUAGUCUUUACAGAGGUCCAAAUAAUGAUAUGUGUGAUGAUAAUAAAGAAGAGAUGUUUGCCAAAUAAAAAAAGUUAAGAGAAACGAC
This is a messenger RNA of Cynocephalus volans (Philippine flying lemur), 3618 nucleotides long. It is a transcript of the gene CBFA2T3, whose product is annotated as CBFA2/RUNX1 partner transcriptional co-repressor 3. Lineage: Eukaryota; Metazoa; Chordata; Mammalia; Dermoptera; Cynocephalidae. The transcript is spliced from 11 exons. The coding region runs from base 19 to 1797 and encodes 592 amino acids. Gene Ontology annotation, molecular function: transcription corepressor activity. Gene Ontology annotation, biological process: negative regulation of DNA-templated transcription; DNA-templated transcription. Gene Ontology annotation, cellular component: nucleus. The record is from RefSeq and is a predicted model, not a curated record.